This is a messenger RNA of Aspergillus oryzae RIB40, 2748 nucleotides long. Its product is annotated as putative Rho GTPase activator (Sac7). The transcript has 3 exons. Lineage: Eukaryota; Fungi; Ascomycota; Eurotiomycetes; Eurotiales; Aspergillaceae. Gene Ontology annotation, biological process: activation of GTPase activity; regulation of fungal-type cell wall organization; signal transduction. The coding region runs from base 1 to 2748 and encodes 915 amino acids. Gene Ontology annotation, molecular function: GTPase activator activity. Gene Ontology annotation, cellular component: cell cortex. The record is from RefSeq and is a predicted model, not a curated record.
AUGGUUACGGGCAAAUCUCAAGGCGCCGAGGCGUUUCAAUCGCUACCUCCCACAACCACCCAACCUAGAUUUAUCGCCGCAUCGCCACCGUCGAAACGCGACUUGACUUCGUGGUGGAGACAGUUCAAGAGAAAUACCAGGAAAGAGGAGCCCAAAGGUACGUGUGUAUGCGUGGGGAGGGACAUUGUUUGGGGGGAGCCUGCAGGCCGAAGUUGCGACGGGCGAGGAUGCCUUACUUUGGCUAGUUUCAUACCUGAAGGUCGCAUUUGGUCUUGGCCCUCGACAAUAUCUUUCGUGAAGAUACCUGUCAUACAAAAACCGCAGGGUAUCUUCGGCGUCCCCCUCAAUAUUAGCAUCAAAUAUGCCAACGUCGCUAUUUCCCUGACGAACGACAAUGGCGAGAGCUUUAUCUACGGCUACGUGCCCAUUGUAGUCGCGAAAUGUGGGGUCUUCCUCAAGGAAAAAGCGACGGAUGUCGAAGGAAUUUUUCGACUCAACGGAUCCGCCAAGCGCAUCAAGGAUCUGCAGGAGAUCUUCGAUUCUCCCGAGAGAUAUGGAAAGGGCCUGGAUUGGACGGGCUAUACGGUACACGACGCUGCUAAUGUCCUCCGUCGGUAUCUGAACCAACUCCCCGAGCCGAUCGUCCCAUUAGAAUUCUACGAGCGCUUCCGCGAGCCCCUACGCAUUUAUCAGAAACAGGUGCAGGGCGGGGGGCCUACAAACGAAGGCGACAAGUUCGACCAUGCGAAAGCGGUCGCCGCAUACCAGCAGCUAAUUAGAGAACUGCCCCCGUUGAACAAACAACUACUCCUGUACAUUCUCGAUCUGUUGGCGGUCUUUGCUUCCAAGUCUGACCAGAAUCGGAUGACAUCGGCCAAUCUCUCUGCAAUCUUCCAGCCCGGACUGCUCUCCCACCCCCAGCACGAUAUGUCGCCGGAAGAAUACAAGCUGAGCCAGGAUGUGUUGAUAUUUUUGAUCGAAAACCAGGAUCACUUCCUGUUCGGCAUGAACGGGACCGCUGCAGACGAGGCGACUGUGAAGGAAGUGGAAGGGGGUAUGCUGCGCCCGACCUCCCAUUCCACAGUGCGGCGCUCCGUCUCAAGUGCUAGUGGUGGUGCAGAGAGUUUCCGGAAGUUUGGCAGUCUUCGCCGAAAUGUUUCGGUGUCUUCCAAGAACUCUCGCAAUUCGAACUCGAACAAUGCCAGCCCCGCGACCCCUACGUCCAUGAGCGGCGCGGGAGUCCACCGAAGCAACACUCUACCGUCCAAAAUGUCGCCAGCCAUUGCACAAGCCAGAUACGGGCGAGUGGCCGAAGCGCCUGGUGGGAACACGCCAGGACAAACUUCGACACAGCGCUCGCAGUCGCCUAGCCGAACACCACCUGGCCCCGAACAGAAACCCCAAUCCCAGAAACCCCAACCCGCGAAACCCCAGCCCCCGACCCAGGGCAGUGAAACUGCCACCACAGGUCUCGUGUAUGUUCACACAUCUACCCACGGUCCGAUUCCAAUUUCCAAUGCCACUGCCACCCACUCGCCCAUCGCCGAGAAGCCUUCUCAAGACACUCUGGCGGUGCCCUCUUCGCCUCCGCGCGCCGCUGUGACACCAACAAAGGAGCGGAAAUUAUCCAGUCUUUUCAGCAAGUCACCGCCUUCCGGCAGCGAGAAGGAGCCACGGCAGCCCAACCGGCUCAAGAAGAAACGAAUCCCAGGGAGCGCUAGUGCCAGUGCACAGAGUUCAUCCCAGUCCUUACAAGCCGCCACGUCGGACUCGGGAAUUGGCAUCCCACCGCCCCGGCCGUCUGAUCCUACCGAUGCUGGGGGGGACACCCCCAAACCCUUGAAUGCUCCUAAUCCAGAAGAUGAUUCCCAACAAGAUGGGAAACCGGAGAAGCCAGCGGGCCCGAAUGAGGCUGGACACCCAUCCGAUACCACUUUGAGGCCAUAUGGGUCACGCACUCCGUCAAUGAACUCGCGGUCAUCAUUCACCGAUCUAUCUGAUGCUGACCCCAUUGACGACGCCUCUCGCGCAGAGCGCAAGGAGCAUCGGCGGAGCUGGAGGUUUCCUCGGUCUGCAAAACGGAGUAAUGAGCAAAUUGGACUCGGACUAGGGUCCCCGCCGCUCUUGGCUUCUAACCCAGGAGCUGACCGCAGUACAAGCUCGUUUGGCAGCUGGCAUCACUCCAGCAAAAGCUCGCCGUCUGAUCUCCAGCAGUUUGCCAGCGAGCAUUCGUUUCAGCCGCUCAGCCUGGACGCUGAAGUGAACAACAAUGGUAAGGACUCGUCCGAGCCGGAGAAGCGCAGCUUGUUUGGAAAGUUCAAGGCCAAGGUUGCGCAGGUUCGGGACGGAGUCAUGGACACCGAAAGGGACCGGACAAGGAGUCCUCCCGUACAUUCAGACGCAGAGAAAUCUGUCUCAAGCCAGACGCUCUCUCCCGCCCCUAAGGAAAGCAGUCACGUGCGACCUGCUCCGCCGGCGCCAAUUGAUGUGACAAGAGAGCUCCAGGAAAUCAACAGCACGCCAGUGUCUCCUCUCCCUGGGUCAGGUAUGCCGCCAGCAAUCCCGGAAGAACCGCGCACCCCGGAUAGCCCUGCUGCGCCCGUCGAGCUGGAGGCGAAGAAGGAAAACGGGGUGGCGGAGACGCACCCUCCGGAGACGCGACCUGCAGAGACGGGAUCUGCAGCGACUCUGCCUACUUUCGAAUCCCACAAGGGAGACAUCGAGACCUCUCAGUUCCUUGGGAACUAG